AUGAACCUAAGCUUCUUCGACCAAUUCUCAAGCCCAUCUCUCCUAGGAAUCCCACUCAUUCUUAUCUCAAUAACAUUCCCAGCCCUACUAAUUCCCUCCAUGGACAACCGAUGAAUCACCAACCGACUCUCAACCCUCCAACUAUGAUUCAUUAACCUAGUCACAAAACAAUUAAUAAUACCACUAGACAAGAAAGGACACAAAUGAGCCCUAAUCCUCACAUCCCUAAUAAUCUUCCUUCUACUCAUCAAUCUCCUAGGUCUCCUACCAUACACAUUCACCCCAACCACCCAACUAUCCAUAAACUUAGCACUAGCCUUCCCCCUAUGACUCGCCACCCUACUAACAGGGCUACGAAACCAACCUUCCGUAUCACUAGGUCACCUUCUUCCAGAAGGCACCCCAACCCCACUAAUCCCAGCCCUAAUCCUAAUCGAGACAACAAGCCUACUAAUCCGCCCACUAGCCCUAGGCGUACGCUUAACAGCUAACUUAACAGCAGGACACCUGCUCAUCCAACUCAUCUCUACCGCCACAACAGCCCUAUUCACCACAAUACCAAUAGUCUCACUCUUAACUCUAUUAAUCCUUCUAUUAUUAACCAUCCUAGAGGUAGCAGUAGCAAUAAUCCAAGCCUACGUCUUUGUACUUCUACUGAGCCUGUACCUACAAGAAAACAUCUAA
Molecule: messenger RNA, 684 nt
Organism: Haemorhous mexicanus (house finch)
Lineage: Eukaryota; Metazoa; Chordata; Aves; Passeriformes; Fringillidae
Source: the annotation of a RefSeq genome assembly